CCAGGAACGGUCCUGUACUGCUGGUCCUGAUGGGUAGCUUCAACCCCCCACACAUGGCCCACCUCCGGACGUUGGAGAUGGCUAAGGAUUUCCUUGUUCAACAAUCACAACGCGUCAUUGGGGGUGUGAUGUCUCCAGUGCACAACGACUACAAGAAGUACAAGAAGACUCUGAUAGACUACCAGGACCGGAGAGCCAUGGUGGAGUUAGCAACACAGAACACCUGGAUAAAGUGCAGUGUGUGGGAGGGCAAACAGAACUCCUGGACUCCUACCCGACAGACGUUGGAAGCGCUACAAGAGCAAGCUAGAGUUGAGCACAACGAGCCUAACCUAGUGGCUAAGCUAGUUUGUGGAGCUGACUUGCUGGAGAGCUUUAGUGUACCUGAUUUGUGGAAGUGGGAGGAUAUUGAUAAGAUACUGGGUAACCACGGAGUUUUACUAUGUCGGAGGCAGGGCAGCAAUCCAGAUCAGUUCAUCUUCAAACACGAUCUGUGCUACAAACACCGCAGCAACAUCAAGAUAAUCUACGAGCCUGUUAACAAUGACGUCAGCUCCACCGUACUGAGGACUUUGGCUGCCCGGAACUGCAGUCUUAGAUUCCUGACUACAGACUCCGUGUGUGACUACAUAUCAGAACGAAAGUUAUACUGUCCUGACCAAUAAUGUGCUCAUUGGUUUCGUAACUGUUUUCUCCCGGCACCGAUGCAAAUGAUGAGCAGAUACCCUUAUAUGGGCAUACUAUGAUGUUAGGAUGACUGCAUCUUAUAGCAGAUUGUUGUUUUGAGGUUUACUACAAUUAUAGUGAUUUAAUUCCGGAGUAUUUACCAAAUAGUUACAGACAAUUUAUAUGAGUUAGGACGAUGGUGUGUUUUGAGUGUGUUCUACUUUUAUAAACGUUCGUUAUCUAACACAGCGUGAUUUUUAAGCAUAUUUCAAAAUUCCAAUUUAUACCUUAAUGUGGAUAUCGAUUGAUCUUUUUGUUGAUUUUUUGUUUUUCAUUGAAUAUUUUAUUGCGAUUGCACUUUUUACCUGAAUUUAAGAUAAAAGUUUAAGGAGUAAAAUGUUAUAGUUGUACAGUAUCAUACCCUGCAAUUGUUUAACAUUUAAACCAAA
This is a messenger RNA of Bolinopsis microptera, 1115 nucleotides long. RefSeq names its product nicotinamide/nicotinic acid mononucleotide adenylyltransferase 1-like. Gene Ontology annotation, biological process: NAD+ biosynthetic process. The transcript has 6 exons. The record is from RefSeq and is a predicted model, not a curated record. Lineage: Eukaryota; Metazoa; Ctenophora; Tentaculata; Lobata; Bolinopsidae. The coding region runs from base 30 to 665 and encodes 211 amino acids. Gene Ontology annotation, molecular function: nicotinamide-nucleotide adenylyltransferase activity; nicotinate-nucleotide adenylyltransferase activity.